CUCCCGGGCGCCCGCCUCCCUCUUUAGCCGACUGUCUCCCGAUACGCCGGCUGAGAGCCCUCUUUGACUGAGAGCCGAGGCGGCAGAGCAGAGGCGGCGGCGCGGGACCUGCAGUCGCCCGGGAUUCCCUCCAGGUGACGAUGCUCUGGUUCUCCGGCGUCAGGGCUCUGGCUGAGCGUCCCUGCCGGCGCUCGCCCGGGAUUACCUGCUGCGUCUUGCUGCUGCUCAAUUGCUCGGGGGUCCCCAUGUCUUUCGCUUCCUCCUUCUUGACAGGUUCUGUUGCAAAAUGUGAAAAUGAAGGUGAAGUUCUGCAGAUUCCAUUUAUCACCGACAAUCCUUGCAUAAUGUGCAUUUGCUUGAACAAGGAAGUGACCUGUAAGAGAGAAAAGUGCCCAGUGUUGUCUCGAGACUGCGCCCUGGCCAUCAAGCAGAAGGGAGCCUGUUGUGAGCGGUGCAAAGGUUGCAGCUAUGAAGGAAAUACAUAUAACAGCUCCUCCAAAUGGCAGAGUCCCACUGAACCCUGUAUUCUGCGCCAGUGCCAGGAAGGCGUCAUCACUGAGUCUGAGGUGCGAUGCGUUGUUCAUUGCAAAAACCCUUCCAAGCGUCUGGAAACCUGCUGCCCUAUGUGUCCAGGCUGUGUGUUUGAAGGGGUGCAGUACCAAGAAGGGGAAGAAUUCCAUCCAGAAGGAAACAAAUGCACUAAGUGUUCUUGCACUGGAGGCAGGACACAGUGCAUGAGAGAAGUCUGUCCCAUUCUCUCCUGUCCUCAGCAUCUCAGUCACAUUCCCCCAGGACAGUGCUGCCCCAAAUGUUUGGGUCAGAGGAAAGUGUUCGACCUUCCCUUCGGGAGCUGCCUCUUUCGCAGUGAUGUCUAUGACAAUGGAUCCUCAUUUCUCUAUGAUAACUGUACAACAUGCAUCUGCAAGGACUCUACAGUGGUGUGUAAGAAGAAGUGUUCCCGCCACGGUGGCUGUGAGAGAGGCAAGGAGGCCUGCUGUGAGCAGUGUCUCCUCAGGGUGCCUCUUGGCGACAUUAAAGUAUGCAAGUUCGGCAACAAGAUUUUCCGGGAUGGAGAGAUGUGGUCCUCUGUCAAUUGUACCAUCUGUGCUUGUGUGAAAGGCAAGAUAGAGUGUCGCAAGAAGCAGUGUGUCCCCAUCAGCAGCUGCCCUCAGGGUAAAAUUCUCAACAGGAAAGGAUGUUGCCCUAUUUGCACUGAAAAGCCUGGCGUUUGCACGGUUUUCGGAGAUCCCCACUACAACACUUUUGACGGACGGACAUUUAACUUUCAGGGGACAUGUCAGUACGUUUUGACAAAAGACUGCUCCUCCCCUGCCUCGCCCUUUCAGGUGCUGGUGAAGAACGAUGCCCGCAGAACGCGCUCUUUCUCCUGGACCAAGUCAGUGGACCUGGUGAUGGGCUCCAGCAUCGUGAGCCUCCAGCAGCACCUGGCUGUGCGCUGGAAUGGCACUCGCAUCGCGCUGCCCUGCCGGGCGCCAGACUUUCACAUCGACCUGGACGGCUACCUCCUCAAAGUGACCACCAAAGCAGGUUUGGAAAUAUCCUGGGAUGGAGACAGUUUUGUAGAAGUCAUGGCUGCCCCCCAUCUCAAGGGAAAGCUUUGUGGCCUUUGUGGCAACUACAAUGGACAUAAGCGUGAUGACUUAAUAGGUGGAGAUGGAAAUUUCAAGUUUGAUGUGGAUGAUUUUGCUGAGUCCUGGAGGGUGGAAUCGAAUGAGUUCUGCAACAGACCCCAAAGGAAACCAGUGCCUGAAUUGUGUCAAGGGACAGUGAAGGUAAAACUCCGGGCCCAUAGAGAAUGCCAGAAGCUCAAAUCCUGGGAGUUCCAGGCCUGCCAUUCAACUGUGGACUACACCACUUUCUAUCGGUCCUGUGUGACAGAUAUGUGUGAGUGUCCGGUCCAUAAGAACUGUUACUGCGAGUCCUUCUUGGCCUACACCCGGGCUUGCCAGAGAGAGGGCAUCAAAGUCCACUGGGAGCCUCAGCAGAACUGUGCAGCCACUCAGUGCAAGCAUGGUGCUGUGUAUGACACAUGUGGCCCAGGAUGCAUCAAGACCUGUGACAACUGGAAUGAAAUCGGGCCAUGCAAUAAGCCAUGCAUUGCAGGUUGCCACUGUCCUGCAAACUUGGUCCUGCACAAGGGAAGGUGCAUCAAGCCAGUCCUUUGUCCUCAGCGGUGACCUUCAUUCCGACCCCUAAGACUUUGAAAUCCAGUGUCCACUGAAGUGGAAGAGCCAAUGAAGGACUGCAGUAUUUGUGUGCUAAUUCUGCAAAGUACACGUAACAGAGUAUAUAUGUGUACAUAUAUAUAGAUAUAUACAAAAAAGCAUUUCAUCAUUUAUAUAAUAGGUGGAUUAUUAUAUGUAUAUUUUUUGCUAUAAGACAUUGUAUUGUUUCUAGGAUCCUGAUCUGUAAACCAUUGGAUAAAUUGUAUAAAUAAAACAUGUGUUUUUAAUUUAAUAAGGUGGCAUGCAGCAUAGUGAAUGGCUAUGACAUCCCAUACAUUUUGUCAUUUUUUAAAAAGUUUUCUAAGACCCCCUAAACUGCCUGCCUGCAUUAAUUUCAGCUUUGAGACAGGAUUUGCAGUUAAGUGGGAAAUGUGGUUCUCCAGGGGAGAACGAAUUUAUGUAAAGGCAUUUCAUGUUUCUAAAGGAAGGAAUGUGCGCCUAA
Elephantulus edwardii (Cape elephant shrew) is the source of this 2688-nucleotide messenger RNA. It is a transcript of the gene BMPER, whose product is annotated as BMP binding endothelial regulator. Bases 141 to 2198 code for a protein of 685 amino acids. NCBI's taxonomy places the organism in Eukaryota, Metazoa, Chordata, Mammalia, Macroscelidea, Macroscelididae. The transcript is spliced from 16 exons. Gene Ontology annotation, molecular function: protein binding. The record is from RefSeq and is a predicted model, not a curated record.